Molecule: messenger RNA, 1203 nt
Organism: Alternaria arborescens
Lineage: Eukaryota; Fungi; Ascomycota; Dothideomycetes; Pleosporales; Pleosporaceae
Exons: 2
Coding region: 1-1203 (400 amino acids)
Biological process (GO): DNA-templated transcription
Molecular function (GO): zinc ion binding; DNA binding
Source: RefSeq, a predicted model, not a curated record
AUGCAGCUAUACUUAGGACAUUAUUUCACUCUGGUUGGAAUUCAUAAGUUCCAUGACGAGGCGUAUUGGCCGAAGAACAUAACGAACAUUGAAGUUGAGGAAAGGCGACGCUUGUAUUGGUCAACCUACACCCUUGACGUUUUCAUCUCCAUCGUGUGGAACGGUAGCGUCCACGCAUACGGGGCUAACGCUCGAGUUCACUAUCCGACAGAAGUCGAAGACGAACUCAUUACACCCCUCGCCACGUUGCCAUCUCCAAAACCCACGAUCUCGUGGCUGCGAGGUUGGAAUUUUACGACUGACCUUUAUCUCACGCUGGAGCAUGCCUACAGCCAGCUACGAAAACCCGCCGCCCUCAUCGACAACCGUAUUGACGUCGCCGCCAUAUUCGGUUUGCCUACGUUGCUGUCUUCCCAUUCCUCCGCCGCCGUGCUAGCGUCUAUAACUGAGCGUUACCACGACCUGCCGUCCAAUUUCAAGAUAUUUGCACCACCUACAGGAAAUCCUCUUCGCGACAUCUUUGGCUUCCAGGCUGCGAAUAUUCAGGCGACAUUGUUGUUGUUACGUAUGCUCUUUCUCAGCAUUGACGAUGACCAUCGGCAACCCCCGGACGUGCAGCUCAAAUGCAACGUUGCGGCGGAGCUCCUUGCUGUUUUCCAGACUAUUCCCACCGCUUACCUUCGCGGAAUUAGUACUCCUCUCAUCUAUCACCUCGCAGGCAUAGGCACAAUCCUCGGCUCUGUCAUGGAAGCCCCGCUCUCUGAGGCUGCAUAUCACAGGGUCAGGAGCAUGUUGCUAUCUAUUGCAGAUUUGCUCGAGAGCCUCGAAAGCGGAUUGUCUCGUGCGACCGAUAUUAGUAAGGGCUUGCGCGCACAGGUAGAGCGUAUAGACGAGUAUAUGCGUGCUCAGUGCUGGUCAGUGGGGAGAUCUUACACGCCGCUGCAGUCAAAUCAUGGUUCGUCUGUGGACUCCUUAGUUCAGCAGCAGCAACCGCGUUUAGACAGAAAUGUGGGCAUAGAUACAGGUCGAGCUGGUAGCCAAGAAGGUGGCGCGCAAUCAACGGAAGUGGAAGAAGGAGGUAGGGUGGCUGAAGGCGAGUUCCUACACGGUUGGAUGGGCGAAUUCCAGCUCCCAUCUGAGCUACUCGAGGACUGGCCAUUCAAUUUACAACCAGAGAGCUGGUCAUUCUUAGGAUUAGAGUAG